UUCCUAGCUAAUACCCUCAUAACUCAUUCACAUCGAAGACAAUUCUUUAGUUUGAGUUCCAGAGUUUGCCUUUUCCUUUCUUAACCCUUGUUUGUUUCCCUAGAAAAAGAAUUUCCCACCCAUUUUGCGACAAAACCUUGCUGCUGAAAACCCAUUUUGCAACAAUCAAUCUUCUUCUCAAAUAUUCUCAAUCAAUCUUCUAAUUGCUCUUUUCUUCUCAAUCUUCUUCUCGUUGGAAUUCGUCUAAUUGCUUUGUUCUUCUCAAUCUUCUUCUCGUUGCGAUUAGGGCAAAAGGUUUUAGGGUUUAAUCAAUCUAUCUUCUUCUUCUUGUGAUUAGCAAACACUAACAUUCCAACAUUGGUCAGCUCUCGGCAAGCUUGGAGCUUCAAGCGCCUGAGGUUUCGACACUUGAGAGAUAUUAAAACAAGUGCAUCAUCCCCAGUGCCGACGGAUCUAUGGUCACAUUUGAGAUUUGAUUUGGCAUUGAGAGAGAGAUGGUGACGACUUUGUCCCUUGAUUCUGAGCAAGCGACGACAUACUAGAGAGCAUCUUUUGCGAUCACCGGAGCUAAGAGACUGGAAAAUGCAAGCCAAGCACUCUCUGGGCAGAUUUGAGAUGAAAUCAGACACUUCGUCGACAUGUUCAUGUGCAACAAUGUUGUACUUUUUUCUUUCUCAAAAUUUCUUUGAUUUGCAGGCUGUUUUGUCUGGGGUUUUUCAGCUAUCAAACUCAACUUUAACAUGAGAUAUUGAAAUUUCUGUUCUUUUUUUUUUUUUUUUUUUUUUUUUUUUUUUUUAAAUGUGAUGUUUUGAUAAACGAAUAUUUAGAUGUUGAUAGUUUAAUGACUGAAUGGAUUUUUAAACAGGAGUUCGAGCCCACGAAAAUUGAGUUGCUGGAAGAUGACGAGGUUUUGUUGUUGGAGUUUUCCGGGAACCUUCCAGUUGGGAUGGGUGUUUUGGCUAUUGGAUUUGAGGGAAUGUUAAAUGAAAAAAUGAAAGGAUUCUAUAGAAGUUUCACAGGUGACUCAAGACAGGUCGCAAAGUGAACCUUUGUCACCAAAUCGAGCUAGUUUCAUUUCUGAACAAAACAAGCUUCACACAAAGGACUUGGAAGAUGUCCAAACCAUGGAGGAAACUAGAGAAGGGAGACCAAGCUCUGAACAGAAACUUUAACCACCAGAAGAGUUCAACACUGUAUUACAAAGAUGUAGGAUUACAUGACCAAAACUAUUCAGCAUCAAAAAAGAUUGUUGGAAAAGGUGACUCAUUUACUCCUAAUGGUUUCCCUCCUUUAGGAUCUUGUUUAUCCACUGGACAGGAUAGAGAACAAAACGACCAGCCAUCUGAUGUGAAACAGAAUCCAAUUGGUUCAGGCCAUGACAAAGUUACUUCUAGUGUUCCUAGGGGGAGAUUUGUGCAUUUUUUAGUGAAGUUUUGGUUGAAGUACCAAUUACAUGUGAAAUCAAUAUCACUAACACUGGCUUUGAAAACAGUUCAAAGCACAGUGUAGCGGGCAAGACAAGUGAUGCCACAGAGAAGCAACCGGCAAGGAAACUAAGCAGAAUUUUCAUGGUGGUUUUUGUUAGAAUUUUUUGAAUGAUUGAGAAGUAUUAACUAUUGUUCAUAGUUAAUUUUCCAAUCAUCUAGGUAUUAGAUUGCAUGGAUGUAAAGGAUGUUGGAUGCCUAUUUAUUAGGCAUAUAUGCAAACUUUUUGUAUAUGGAGGUUCACCAUCAAUGA
Messenger RNA from Pistacia vera, 1737 nucleotides. RefSeq lists its product as uncharacterized. The transcript is spliced from 6 exons. Lineage: Eukaryota; Viridiplantae; Streptophyta; Magnoliopsida; Sapindales; Anacardiaceae. The record is from RefSeq and is a predicted model, not a curated record. The coding region runs from base 1114 to 1509 and encodes 131 amino acids.